AUGGAUAUGGAGUUGCGGUUAUUUACGGAUAUGCCUUUCAUUGGUGGUUUUGUGUUCGAGUUGGCAAACUGUGGUGCUGCCACGUCAGUGAUAACCGGUUAUACUUUGUGGUCCCACUACUAUAUACAGUUGGGACUUGCACUUUCAGUUACUACAUCUUUGUAUUCCUGGAUUCUGAUGCCUGAGGUAUCAGAUAUUGCUAAAAUUGAUAUUGGAGGAUGUGAUAUUCAAAAGCAGGAAAUUCGUGAGGCUGUGGAGUUACCACUCACACAUCACGAGCUAUACAAACAAAUCGGUAUUGAUCCUCCUCGAGGUGUUUUAGUAUAUGGCCCCCCUGGAACUGGUAAAACAAUGCUUGUCAAAGCCGUUGCUAAUCAUACCAAUGCCGCCUUCAUCAGGGUUGUGGGUUCUUCUGAAUUUGUGCAGAAGUAUCUUGGUGAGGAAACAAACAUUUUGUUACCUACUGUCUUCUUAUUUUAUGAAAAGUCAGCUAUUACUACUUUCAAUUCUUGUUCUUUUGAAAAGCCAUCAUCCCCUCGAUCAUUGCCAUUUUUCAUUUGA
Messenger RNA from Medicago truncatula (barrel medic), 561 nucleotides. Its product is annotated as 26S proteasome regulatory subunit 6B homolog. The transcript has 4 exons. The record is from RefSeq and is a predicted model, not a curated record. Gene Ontology annotation, molecular function: ATP binding; ATP hydrolysis activity. Bases 1 to 561 code for a protein of 186 amino acids. Lineage: Eukaryota; Viridiplantae; Streptophyta; Magnoliopsida; Fabales; Fabaceae.